CCUGGGAGUCAUCGACAGUCACGACACCCUCUCGCUGGCACAUUAGCCACUUAACCUUUCACCCUCUCGACAAGUCCGUCACUCCCCUUCUCCUUCCCCUUCCCCUUAUAAUCUCUCUCCCUCUCUCUCCCCAACCCCAUUUGUUCUCUCUCUACACCAUGGACGCCUCUACUCUUUCACGCAUAGGCCUAGCCGGUCUAGCCGUGAUGGGUCAGAACUUAGCCCUAAACAUUGCUGAAAAAGGUUUCCCAAUUUCAGUCUACAACAGAACCACCUCCAAAGUCGACGAAACCCUUCACCGUGCCCAAUCCGAAGGCCCAUUUCCUUUAACUGGUCAGUACUCCCCUCGUGAUUUUGUUCUCUCAAUCCAACGCCCCAGAUCCAUCAUUAUCUUGGUCAAAGCUGGAAACCCUGUUGACCAAACGAUUUCUGCUUUGACCGAGUUCAUGGAGCCUGGUGAUACUAUCAUCGAUGGCGGGAAUGAGUGGUAUCAGAAUACUGAGAGGAGGAUUCAAGAAGUGGGAGAUAAAGGGAUUCUUUAUUUGGGUAUGGGGGUUUCGGGUGGAGAAGAAGGUGCACGACAUGGGCCUUCGUUGAUGCCUGGUGGGUCUUUGGAGGCGUAUAAUAAUAUUGAGUCUGUUUUGAAGAGUGUUGCCGCUCAAGUUGAUGAUGGGCCUUGUGUUACGUAUAUUGGUGAAGGGGGUUCUGGCAAUUUUGUUAAAAUGGUUCAUAAUGGGAUUGAGUAUGGAGAUAUGCAGUUGAUUUCGGAAGCCUAUGAUGUUUUGAAGAAUGUUGGUGGGCUUUCUAAUGGCGAAUUAGCUGAGAUUUUCGGGGAGUGGAAUAGAGGGGAGUUGGAGAGUUUUUUGAUUGAGAUUACGAGUGAUAUUUUUAAGGUUAAGGAUGAUUUGGCUGACGGGGAUCUGGUUGAUAAGAUAUUGGAUAAAACUGGAAUGAAAGGGACUGGGAAAUGGACUGUCCAGCAAGCUGCUGAGUUGUCUGUUGCUGCGCCUACAAUUGCUGCUUCGUUGGAUUGUAGGUAUUUGAGUGGGUUGAAGGAGGAGAGGGAGAGUGCGGCCGAGAUUUUGGAAAAAGCUGGCUUGAAGGAGGAAAUGGGGAGUGUUAAGAGUGAGAUUGACAAGAAGAGGUUGAUUGAUGAUGUGAGGCAAGCAUUGUAUGCGUCGAAGAUUUGCAGUUACGCUCAGGGGAUGAAUUUGUUGAGGUCUAAGAGUGUUGAGAAAGGGUGGGAUUUGAAUUUGGGUGAGUUAGCUAGGAUUUGGAAAGGUGGAUGCAUUAUUAGGGCUGUGUUUUUGGAUAGGAUUAAAAAGGCUUACCAGAGGAAUCCUAGCUUGGCUAGUUUAGUUGUGGACCCGGAAUUUGCGAGGGAGAUGGUGCAGAGGCAGGCGGCAUGGAGGAGAGUCGUGGGGCUGGCGAUUUCAGCUGGAAUUAGCACUCCAGGGAUGUGUGCUAGUCUUGCAUAUUUUGAUACUUACAGGCGUGCUAGGCUGCCAGCAAACCUUGUCCAGGCUCAGAGGGACUUGUUUGGGGCUCAUACUUAUGAGAGGACCGAUCGUCCAGGGGCAUUUCAUACUGAGUGGACAAAGCUUGCUCGUAAGAGCAAUGCUGGUUUUGGAGCUUUCAAUUGAGCAUGUUCAUGAGUCGGUUGGCUGUUUGUUUGUUUGUUUCAAUUGGCCGUUGGUAAUGUUUCUCUUUGAACUAUGGUUGUAUGUUUCCUUGAGAGGAUUCGUUGCAGUUAUUGGUUAGCCUCACAGAUUUUACUGUUAAUAAGAAAUGCAUGCCUCUUGAGUUCAGUAAAUUGGUUUUUCAUCUGCAGCAGGCACGAUAGAGUUGAGUUCUGCCUUUUAGAUUUUGCUUAUUUGCUCCUGAAUAAUGUUUCGACCUCUUGUGAGGCUAUUUGAUUUGAAACUUUGUAAUUUGCAUACUUUACGUAAGUAUGUGUAUGUCCUUCUAGAAAUAAACCUGUUCGAAUGCA
Messenger RNA from Populus trichocarpa (black cottonwood), 1990 nucleotides. Its product is annotated as 6-phosphogluconate dehydrogenase, decarboxylating 3, chloroplastic. The transcript has a single exon. Bases 159 to 1643 code for a protein of 494 amino acids. Gene Ontology annotation, cellular component: cytosol. The record is from RefSeq and is a predicted model, not a curated record. Gene Ontology annotation, biological process: pentose-phosphate shunt, oxidative branch; pentose-phosphate shunt. Lineage: Eukaryota; Viridiplantae; Streptophyta; Magnoliopsida; Malpighiales; Salicaceae. Gene Ontology annotation, molecular function: phosphogluconate dehydrogenase (decarboxylating) activity; NADP binding; phosphogluconate 2-dehydrogenase activity.